Molecule: messenger RNA, 285 nt
Organism: Seminavis robusta
Lineage: Eukaryota; Bacillariophyta; Bacillariophyceae; Naviculales; Naviculaceae
Source: the annotation of a GenBank genome assembly
AUGACAAACUCUUCCUUCUCCCCAUCCAAAAAUACCCGGUCCAUUACAAGCAGAUCACCCGCCAACAUGCUGCUUCCACACUCCCCUCUGACUUUGCAGGUCCCAAGCAAUCCAGCACCAGCAAGCCUAUUGCCAAAACAACCAAAGCGGCGACAAAGCGUCAAGAAGGCCAUGUCAAUGAGUGACUCAGUCGAGUCCACCAAGGCAAGGCAGCAAUGUCUCUGGGGCAAAAAUGAUGGCCAUGCUCCCAAUGACCAUUACCAGAAGAAAAGAAGAAGUGGCUAG